GCUUUUUAGCCCAGCGCCGCCGAAUAAAAGCUCCCCGCCCCUCGCCCUCAGUUUCUCGUGAUGGUUUGCUUCCGCUCGCCCGCUCGCGUCGCUGCUGGGGCUGCGUGAUCCCUGUCGACAGACCUCGCGUGCUGCGCAGCGUAGAAUCCGAAGUUGUGAAGGUGAGCGUCGCGGUGGGAGCUUCGGAGCUGAGAAUACGAGAAACGCAGGAUUUUCGAUUUUGAAGUUUGUGCAUUCGAGGUUGGUUGCAAGGCUGGCGGUGAACAACGACAUCCUCGUCGACCUUUGAAAAGAGGAACUAACAGUUGGGUUUCGUGGAGCAGUCGAUUCAAAAGAAGGUGGAUCUGAUGCAUGUGAACGUCGUACGAGUGAAACUGUAAGCCUCAGCCUUUCAAUGAGCUGAGUUCAGACCUAGUUUAAGCUCACUGGAAGUAACUGCGAUUAGGAUUUUUCGAGCAAAGACUAGGACUCUUUGGUGCGGAGAAGAAGAUGACCUUGCAGCAGUUGCGCGGUGUGCGUCUGAGGCGUUGUCAGCAUGAUGACCACUUGAGUUUACAGGCUUCUCAAGAAUUUAGCCCCCAUUACGAAUUGGUGAAUGAUGUACACCAGACGGAACAAAACAGUGAACGUAAACAGCUGAGAUUCUGGAGAGCAGCAUCAUUGGAUGAAAGGAUCGGUUGGCUUAGUGCAGCAAUUGCUGCUGUCGACGAUUUACGAUGGUCGAAGCACAUGUGCGUGCCCAAGGGUGAUCGGACUGUAAUGGAAACCGUUGUCAAUGUCGCAACAUCCAUGCCAUUCAUUCUUGUUGGACUUCAGACUCCGAGGCAAAAGUUUGCCAAUCGAAUGUUUGGGAAUUCAAUCAUUGGAGUCGGCAUUGCAUCAAGCUUAUACCAUUCAUCUCGUGGAGAUGCACGAAAGAUUCUUCGGUUCUGCGACUAUGCUAUGAUUGCUACCUCAACUCUGUGCUUGUCGUCGGCUCUACGGUCAGAGAAGGAUAACCCCAAGGGCUUAGUGAUGGCAUCAGCUUUAAUGAUCCCCUUUCAGCCAAUGCUUGUGACCGCUGUGCAUACUGGCUUGAUGGAGGCUCAUUUUGCUGUGAAGACGCGGAAUGAUCCCAAGCUUCGAAAAGCACACAACAUGCACACCAUGUCGUCCCUAUUGGGAGGUGCGCUGUUCGCCGGUAACCAUUUUUUCGCGAACACUCCUUAUGUUCACGCUGCUUGGCAUCUCGCAGCUGCAGUGAGCGUGGCAACACUCGGAUCUAUGCUGCAAGAUUCUCAAUGACCUCUCCUCAUCAGUUAGAGUGAAACUUUUAUGAUCAUAGUGAGGAUAAUGCCUGAAUAUUUCUUUAUUUAUGGAGACCACAAUUGUGGGCACGCACAUCAACCUCCCGUGCUCCAACCCUUCUGUUUUUCUUGUUUUACUCAAAACAUGCUUAUUUGCUUUGUGCAAUCAAUCAGUCGAAAUUACAUGGACAAGGGGAUAGACAGCUCGCCUUUCCCCGAGUAGAGUAGUAUUACCUCAUGCCCAACACGCGGGAUUAGUUAGCGACGUAUACAAAGCGUAGCAUCUAGCGACCCAUUCAGCGAUUGCUGUGGCGAAUUUCUCUGCUGCGAGAUACGGAACCUCUAAACAUGUGAAUCGAACCACAUGGAAGUAUGAUAAUCAAUAUAUUUUGAACAAUCGGCAGUCUCCCAAGGUGUGUAUUGUUUUCCAAUGGUUCAUGACGACUGUGCACCGUGACAUUCAAGCAACACAUUGUACACAGUAGAGCUUCCACAAACCAAUGGUUACGUGAUGAAUUAUCAUAACAAUCAGCAUCCUUCAACACUGCAAUCGAAAAUCACUGAGGCAAAUCCUCAUCAGCUUUUGCAGCAGCUUGCAAAUGGUUCCACAGCUGCCGCAACUUGUACACAAAUAGCGAACAACCAUAAAAACCAGCAUUGAGGAGUCAAUGUUGGAAUUUGACUCAUGUGCAAAAGCACCAAAUGAGCAAGAACUACUUCAAUUUAAUCCAGGGUUCAAACCCAUCAUCGGUCCAA
This is a messenger RNA of Physcomitrium patens, 2042 nucleotides long. RefSeq lists its product as uncharacterized. The record is from RefSeq and is a predicted model, not a curated record. Lineage: Eukaryota; Viridiplantae; Streptophyta; Bryopsida; Funariales; Funariaceae.